This is a messenger RNA of Effrenium voratum, 2871 nucleotides long. The record is from the annotation of a GenBank genome assembly. Lineage: Eukaryota; Dinophyceae; Suessiales; Symbiodiniaceae.
AGCUACUUUGCCUCAUCCACAAGCUUUGACGCGUUGAGCGGGCAACCGCACCAAGCAAUAGGCUGCAUGAGCAAUGGAAGGUGCGGCAUUGGCAACAAAGUGUCACGUGUACUUUGGGACGCAAACAGGGAAGGCAGAGGGCUUUGCCCAUGAUCUGUGCCGUGAAGCCAAUUCGCAGGGAUUCCCUUGCGAAGUGUUUGAUCUUGCCAAUUUCUCGCCUGGGAAGUUCAUUACUUGCAAUGUGGCCAUCUUGAUCUUGGCAAACACAGGCGAUGGCGAACCUACGGACAAUGCCACCGGCUUUUACAACUGGCUUAGGUCCUGCCGAAAAGAAGACCAUGCGUUUGCACAACUUUUCUACACAGUGUUUGGACUUGGAGAUCGUCAAUAUGUGCAUUUUAAUCGCGUAGGGCGAUUUGUUGAUGAGCGCUUGGAGCUUUUGGGCGCACAGCGCAUAUACCAGCAAGGCACUGGAAAUGAUGGUGGAACAAUCCAGCAGGAUUUCACAGAGUGGAUUCAUGGGGGCCUUUGGCCUGCCUUGGACCCGAUCCUUGCUCGCACUGGUGACGAUUCACCGGAGCUUCCCCUGCCGGUGUUAGAAGCUCAGGCUUCCUUUGAUUCUUGGCUCUGCCCAGCCCAGGAAAAGCGGAAUGCGCCCUACUCUCCGAAAGAUGUGCUCUCUCGCGCCUAUUUUGAUUCUUAUGAGGUGAGGGUCUUGAGAGUAGGGGAGUUGCGGCAAGUACAAUCUGUAGCUGAUGGAGAAUCCACAGUUCAUGUGGAGCUUGAUGCAGGUGCAGACAGCCAUUUGGAUUACCAUGCAGCAGGAACCCUUGAAGUCCUACCUCAAAAUGAUAUGCAAGACGUGGAGCAAAUACUUCCAUUGUUGUGGAUUCCACAGCAGAGCAGGACUGCAGUACUCGCGGACUUGGACAGCAUGCUUGACCUUCCUGGAGCACACAGAGGCAGUGGCGCCAAAGUUGCGUUCCCAUUGCCUUGCUCGCUGAAGGAUGCUCUGGUGAAAUAUUGCGACCUCAAUACUGCCCCAACACGGCAAAUGUUACAUGCCUUGAAGCCGCACUUCAAACCAGACGUUCAAUUCCGUAUCGAGAAGCUCUUGAAUGAUUGCUGGGCCAUGAGUGUGAUUCAGGACCGAGCCCUUGCAUGGACCCAAUUCGAAUUCUGGACAUCUCUGGAAGCAACGCCUUUGCCGCUGGGGGCAUUCUUGCAGUAUUGCCCUCGUCAGCGGGCAAGGCCGUACACCAUUGCGUCAUCCCCAUUGCAAUCAGCUGGCAUUCAGAUAGCAGUGUCUCUUACGAGCUGGCCAAAACUGCACCUUGAUGACUUCAUCGAAGCCUUGCGGGCAAGGGGUAUCAUCUUAACUGCCACAAAUUCUGGUUUGCAGCGCAAGGGCCGGCGCUACGGCUUGUGCUCUUUCUGGAUGUGUACCCGAUUGCGGAAAGGUGAUUUGGUUGCAGUCCGCGUUCGACCUUCCAGCUUCCGCUUGACUUCUCGUGAUGUGCCUGUGAUCAUGAUAGCAGCAGGUGCUGGGGUCGCCCCGUUUCGAGCCUUUUGGUCAGAGCUCAGAUAUAGAGAGGCACCAGCCAUUCUUCUCUUUGGCUGCAAGCAUCCUGACCGUGACUGGAUUUAUCAGAAAGAGAUGCAGACUGCAAGGCGUCACAAUAUACUUGCGGAGCUCAUCACUGCCUUUUCUCGUCAGGAUGCCGCUGGUGCCUUCGUUCCCACUGUUCAGUGUGGCAGCUAUGUUCAAAGAAGAUUAAGAGAAAUGCACAGCCGUGUAAGAGAGUGGGUCUCUGCUGGAGGCAUUGUCUACAUGUGUGGUUCAACAGCCAUGGGCAAAGCUGUGCUUGAGGCUCUCACGGAAAUAUUUGGAGAUGAGAGGAUUCUCCAAUUGCGUCAGGAAGGGAGAAUUGUCCAAGAACUGUGGGGAGAUACAUUGCAUGUGUCUGUACCUCUCAAGCCGCCUGCAAAACGAAAAUGUGUGGAAGAUGUUAUCAGGAAGCGACGCUCGAUUUUCCCAAAAGACUACACCGGGGAGGCCGUUGCUGAUUCACAAGUGCACCAGCUUUUGGAAGCAGCGCGAUGGGCUCCCACCCAUGGAAAGACUGAACCCUGGCGAUUUGUGGUGUUUGCCGCUGAGGGCCGCCUUCGGCUAAUUGAGGCAACACUUUCAUUCUAUUCAAGUCAGAGCCCUUCCUUUUGGGCUCAGGCCUGGAAUGGUGAGUUCAAAGGUUUCCCGGAGUUCAAAGCCCAUGUUGACAAGCAACGCUCGGCCAAGUGGCUGAAAUGCUCUCAUCUCAUCAGCAUUUGUAUGCGAAGGCAGCAGUACCAGGAAGGCAAGAGACUGUUUCCCGAGCAUGAAGAGAUUGCCGCUGUUUCCUGCGCGGUGCAGAAUAUGCACCUUGAGGCUACUUCCCUGGGCGUGGCCGCAUACUGGUCUUCGUGGUUUGAACACUUCACUGCUUCUUCUGAUGGCAUCCAUUUUCAUGGCUUGAAUGCACAAGAAGGAGACAAAUGGUUGGGAGUGUUCUGUAUUGGCCACAGUGACAUUGCUCAUCGGUACAGAGCCUCUCGUAGAUCUGUGGACGACUUUACGCAGUGGCGGUCCACUUGAUCUUUUUGAUCACUGGCCAAGUAACGUGGCAAAGACUGCCGCCGACUUAGAUGAGUAGUGAUGGGUGCCUAGCCGAAGGCCAGGUUUGAUUUCUGGUCGAUUUUUUGUGUUUUGGCAUAGUGCCAGCCUGGUAUAGCCUGGAGAGUGUCAAGACACACAUGACCGUGGCUGGCUCUUGGCCAACAGAGCGCGAUUUUGGCAGAUGCCAAACUCGGCUUGAAAGGCCCAUUGAGUUGCAG